This is a messenger RNA of Perca flavescens (yellow perch), 1855 nucleotides long. RefSeq names its product E3 ubiquitin-protein ligase TRIM39-like. Gene Ontology annotation, molecular function: protein binding. The transcript is spliced from 2 exons. Lineage: Eukaryota; Metazoa; Chordata; Actinopteri; Perciformes; Percidae. The record is from RefSeq and is a predicted model, not a curated record. The coding region runs from base 106 to 1350 and encodes 414 amino acids.
UGCACACGAGGCAAAUCUCUCCAUUUCUCUCAAAAGAAACAUUCAACUGAAUCCAGCAGUUUUUUCUCAACAACAGCAGAAUCUCUGCAAACACUGAGUGUCGAUAUGUCUGCUGCCAGCAGUCUGCUGACUGAAGAUCAGAUUCUGUGCUCCAUCUGUCUGGAUGUGUUCACUGAUCCAGUCACCAUACCAUGUGGACACAACUUCUGUAAAGCCUGCAUCACUGAUCACUGGGAUAUUGAUGCUCCCUAUCAGUGUCCUACCUGUAGAAAAGGUUUCAAGACGAAACCUGCGGUGCAGGUCAAUACUUUGAUCUCUGAGAUGGCUGCUAAGUUCAGACAGUCAGCUCAUCAGAUACCAGAAGAAGUUCCCCGUGACGUCUACUCAGGAUCCAAACUGAAGAACUGGCUGUUCUUACUGGCUUGUCUGAUGUGUGUCUUCAUGGCGUGGAUGGUGACAGAACAAAAGAAGAUCGAGCUGUCCAAGACACAGGCUGAUAUUCUGCAGAUGAUCCAGAAGGAGAACAAACACUCAAUGGAGCUCAGUAAGGAAGACACAAACAGACAGAUGUUCACUCUGCAGGAGUCUUUCGAGAGAAGCCAGGCCGAGUUCAUCGAGACGAUCAAAGAGAACCAGAGAACAACAGAGAAACUGGCUGAAGGCUUCGUCAAAGAACUGAAACAGGAAAUCUCUGAGCUGAAGAAGAGAAACACUGAGGUGGAGCAGCUCUAUGUGGCUCAGCAGGAGAAACUCAGGAAACAGAAGAACCUGCUCCCUGAGUCUGAUCUGAAGAGGGUCCAGCAGUAUGAAGUGGAUGUGACUCUUGAUCCUGAUACAGCAUAUCGUACUCUCAUCCUGUCUGAUGAUGGAAAACAAGUUAAAUUUGGUGUGAGGACGAAUCUCCCAGACAAUCCAGAGAGAUUUGAUUCUUGGCCUAAUGUCUUAGCAAAGCAGAGUUUCUCUUCAGGAAGAUUUUAUUACGAGGUUCAGGUAAAAAGGAAGACUUGUUGGUUGUUAGGAGUGGCCAGAGAGUCGGUCAAGAGGAAGGGAAUCACUCUACCAACUCUUCAAGAUGGUUACUGGACGAUAGCUUUGAUCAAUGGUGAUGUGUACGCUCGUACUGUCCCUUAUGUCAGUCUCUCUCUGAAGUCUCGGCCUCAGAAGGUGGGGGUGUUUGUGGAUUAUGAGGACGGUCUGGUCUCCUUUUAUGACGUUGAUGCUGAAGCUCUUAUCUACUCCUUUACUGGCUGCUCCUUCACUGAGAAACUCUACCCAUUCUUCAAUAUAUUUGAUACAAAUGAUGAUGGUAAAAACUCUGCCCCUCUGAUCAUCUCUCCUGUCAGUCACUGAGUAGAUCAACCAUUUGAUUUUCUAGAUUCACUUUCAUUUAAUGUACUAAGUGUAUAUUAGCGGUAAUGUAAUGUGCAUACAAAGUUUUUCAGUGUUGUCACAUUUGCUUCUUACUACAACACAGAUUAUUGGAGUCAAUGGAAUUAACUUCCAUUUAUCUGCCUCCUAAACUGUUUCAUUAGCUUCAAAUAUGGACACAUAUUGAACCAAAAAUGUAUUUGGCGUGUACUGAAAACAUUUGCCUCAUUUGAAACACUCACCAAAGACCAUAAUAUACCCAGAUCCAACUUUUUCCGGGUCCCACAGAUCUGUAGUUUUGGCAGAAAGUCUUCCUCUCAUUCCCCCACCUUCCACCCUAGAAUCAUUUAGAUAAUAUCAUUUAUGUCAUUUAUACAGUUGUUGAAUUAGGUUCCCGCCCCUUAAAACAUUAAGAUACAAAAUGUGUAAAGCUCAUAAAAACUUGAAGUCCUUUUUUUUAUUUCAUUGAAAGAUUUUCACUCAAUGA